UGUGUGCCACGGCUUGUUGCUACUGCUGGUGAUGAAGGUUAAUGAUGAUGGAGAGGAUGAGGCUCGUGUUUGUGAUAUGAACGUAACGUGACAUGGGAAAGGUGACCGGAAAUUCACGCCGAACCUUUCAAAUAACCUCACCUGAGAUUCAUCCGCGCCUUUUCCGGUUGAUCUGUUUGGUGUGACCUGUAAAUAUAACUAAAACAGCACCAUGUUGGCCAGGAAGGGCCUGCUGCCUGACGGCUUCCUGCUGACUCGCCUGGCGGAGGACCAGAACCAGCCGAACCGCUGCCGGUCCAAGUUUCAGAGACCCCGCUUCAUCACCAAAAGCGGGUCUUGCAAUGUGGCUCACAAGAACAUCAGGGAGCAGGGUCGCUUCUUGCAGGACGUCUUCACCACCAUGGUGGAUCUGAAGUGGCAGCACUCCCUCCUCAUCUUCACCUCGGCCUUCCUCUGCUCCUGGAUGCUCUUCGCCAUGAUCUGGUGGCUCGUGGCGUUCGCUCACGGGGACCUGAAGCCUCGUGAUGCGGACAGCGAUCCUGGACCAGUUCCUUGCGUGACCGCUAUCCACUCUUUCACCUCGGCAUUCCUCUUCUCCAUUGAAGUCCAGGUAACCAUCGGUUUUGGCGGCCGGAUGGUGACGGAGGAGUGUCCCGUGGCCAUUGUCGUUCUGAUCAUUCAGAACAUCCUGGGGCUUAUCAUCAACGCGGUGAUGCUCGGCUGUGUGUUCAUGAAGACGGCACAGGCCAACCGGCGGGCGGAGACGCUCAUCUUCUCCAGAAACGCCGUCAUCGCUCCCCGGAAUGGCCGGCCAACCUUCAUGUUUAGAGUUGGAGAUCUGAGGAAGAGUAUGAUCAUCUCAGCUACUGUGCAGCUUCAGGUGAUCCGGCGGACGGUGACUGCAGAGGGAGAGGUGAUCCCGGUGUGCCAGCUGGACAUCCAGGUGGAGAACCCCCUGAGGAGUAACGGCAUCUUCCUGGUGUCUCCGCUCAUCAUCAGCCACACCAUGGAGCGAGGAAGCCCGCUCUACGAGCUGUCCGCCCAAUCGCUGGCUUCCGAAGACUUGGAGAUUAUCGUCAUCCUGGAAGGUGUGGUGGAGACCACAGGGAUCACCAUGCAGGCUCGCACCUCCUACAUCCCAGAGGAGAUCCUGUGGGGGCGGCGCUUCGUCUCCAUCAUCACAGAGGAGGACGGCAGAUACUGCGUUAACUACUCCAAGUUUGGCAACACCGUUCCGGUGCGGAUGUCGUCGCUCAGCGCCAAAGAGCUGGACCAGACCAGAGGAGUCCAGGAGGGGGGUGCGGAGGCUAACCUGCAGGGGUGGGGGUUAGUCCGUGCUGGUAGAGGGGGCUUUCGCAGAGGAGCCCGGGCCUGCACCAGCUCUGCCCCGCAGCCCUGGUACGCCCAAUCGGAGAAGCCAGAGCCGGAGGCAGAGCUAAAGGGACAGAAGAAGAAGGUGCGGCUGGAGGUGAUCGGACCAAAGGCGGAGGAGGAGGACCUGGGGGACAUAAGCGACUGAAGACAGACUCAUAGAAUCACACUCAGGCUGGCAGGGUUGGUGUUCACUGACACAUCCCACAAUGCAAUGCUGCGAGGAUCACAGGAGAGCAAAAACGAAAGAAGGGAGUUGUCAGAUUGAAAACGCAAACUUAUCAUAUGACCGGACAGCCUUAAAGUCAGGGACUCACAACAACAACGACAAAUUCACAAUAAUAAGUAAAAGCUCCAACAUUCCAACUGAGCAGUCUGAGGGACAGCUUAGAGACACAAAAAACCCGACACAAAGAACAGCACACAAACUUCACCUGCCUCCAGUUAUUGUACAUUUUGUGUUUUUGUGUAAAUGUCGUACUUUUGUGAUGCUUUUUCAUCGUGUUCUGUGUUUGUUUCCUGCUGCUCUGAGCAGGUAAAGAUCUGUCAAAUGUAUUUUAGUCCUUUUCAAAAGGAUAUUAUUCAUGAUCAAUAAUAAAACGUUUUUUGAUUUUC
Molecule: messenger RNA, 1986 nt
Organism: Oryzias melastigma (Indian medaka)
Lineage: Eukaryota; Metazoa; Chordata; Actinopteri; Beloniformes; Adrianichthyidae
Gene: kcnj11l
Product: potassium inwardly rectifying channel subfamily J member 11, like
Exons: 6
Coding region: 212-1519 (435 amino acids)
Biological process (GO): potassium ion import across plasma membrane; regulation of monoatomic ion transmembrane transport
Cellular component (GO): plasma membrane
Molecular function (GO): inward rectifier potassium channel activity
Source: RefSeq, a predicted model, not a curated record